Rangifer tarandus platyrhynchus (Svalbard reindeer) is the source of this 6615-nucleotide messenger RNA. NCBI's taxonomy places the organism in Eukaryota, Metazoa, Chordata, Mammalia, Artiodactyla, Cervidae. The record is from the annotation of a GenBank genome assembly.
AUGAUGCCGGGCGAGACCCACUCGGCGGCGCCGGGGACGGCGGCGGACCUCUCGCGCUGUCAGGGCUGCGCGUCCCUGCAGCAGAAUUUGAAUGAAUACGUUGACGCAUUAAUUACCUUGAAGCAAAAAAUUAUUAACACAGAUAAUUUGUUAACAGAAUAUCAGAAGAAAUGUGAUGAUAUCCUUUUACUGGCUUUUUCCUUUGAAUUUUUAAGAAUAGAGAAUAGUACUCUGCAUCACCAAGUGGAGCAGAUGCUUCAAAAAAUUUCUCCUCUGCAGAAGUGUCAGGAAGAAUUGGGAGUUUUAAAAGCUGAAUUAGAAGAGAAAAAGAGUUCUCUAAAGUUGUAUCAGGACACUCAUCGGGAAUAUGCUCGUGUGAAAGAAGAAUGCUUAAAAACUGAUGCUCAGAAGAAGAAACUAGAAGCCAAAGUGAAGAAGCUGGAAGAGGCUGCUGUCAAGCAAACUCAGGACUUCAAGCAACUAAGGAAUGAAAAGAAAAUACUUGAAAAGGAAUUUAAGAAGACACAGGAAAGACUUGACGAAUUUUCUAAACAGAGAAAUGAAAGGGAAUUGAGACAUAUUGGAACACAAAUUUCAAGUGAUUCUUACGGAAGCAUCGAUAAAAGGAAGGUAAAGCUGCUUCUGAAGGAGCUCUGGCUGUGCAUCAACACCACACACAGACUCCCCGGUGAGGGCAGCAGAUGCAUCCCAGGAACGCCUGCCCAAGAAAACCACAGAUCCAUCGAGUCCAGGGAAGAUGGGGUGCUCCCUGCAGCAGGUGGCAGCCCCGUCCGAACCUCGGCUGUGCAGACGUGCCUGGCAGAACUGUCCAUGGAGAUCGAGGGUGACUUCUCUGCUUGUGAGGAUGUGGGCAGAGCAGCGGGUCGUGACAGCGGCCUCUCUGGGGAGGAUCCGGCUCCUGAGGCUGCGGCGCGGAGGGGCGCGGCUCAGGGCCCUGGUUUCGACGAGGACCUCCAGGCUGCAGUCGACUUCUUCAGGCGGCCCCCGCCCCUGCUGUCCCCGGUGCCCUCCCCGCCGCCUGUGUUGUCGCCUCGUCUGGGCGGCUCACCUUCUCUGCUUGCACCUGAGCCCUUCUUUGGAGACGGUGCCAACUCCAGUGAUUAUGACUCGGCCCCACAUAGGAAUCCUGAGCCUGUGUCAGAAGAUGAUCCGCCUGAGGCCCAGGACCGCUGUGGCUCAUCUGGAGAGAGGGAAGGAGCUGGAGCCUGGGAGGAGCGGUCCCAUGUCCGCGAGGCCGCCCCGGCCCUCAGCGCAGGGACCACGCUCGGCUUUGGGACCUUCGCAGCAACCCUGUGGGAGCCCGCGGCCUCGUUCGCCUUUGCUCGGGAGCAGCUCUGGACCGUGUCCUCUGAGCUCAGGGCUGGGAGAGAGAAGGGCGUUGUGGACGAGCCGGGCAGACACACAGAGGUCGGGGAGAAGGCCAGGUUGGUGCACGGCGGGUGGACACAUCCCAGAGCCACGGGCGGCGAGGCUGCCGAGACGCUGUCGGGCGGCCUGGCACGAGAGGAGGGCGCGGCUCACGGUCAGUCAGACCCGCCUCCCCCUCCCCCGGGCCUGCGGCCGCUCAGUGAGCCCAGGGCACCUGAUGGGAAGACCCUGCUGUCCCCAGUGCUUGAAUCACCCAAGUCAGAGCUGGCCAGGUGGACGCUUAAUGAUGGAACUGCAUCUGAAUCGGGGUGGCGGUCAACUUCUGGUCAUUUCCAGGGACAGCCCAGAGCCUUGGAGAAGGAAAGAGGAGCCAUGCAGAGGUGCGUUUCAGGAGCACCCCCUGCCCCGGGAGCUGCGGGACUCGGCCUGGGAGAUGCGUGGUCUUGCUCCUUGGCCUCGCGCGCCUCCCCUCGCUGCGGCCACCCCCCGUCUCCCUCGGGGCUGGAGGGUGGCGGUGGUCCUGCCAUUCCCCCUGCCAUUGGCCCUCCCCGCCCGCCUGGCUCAGAGCAGACGGCGCCUGCUGUCGCGGUGACCAUGCUGGAGGUGCCCUCCGAGUCCCCAGGGUGCCCCUUGGGAGGGGGCCAUCUGGAGAGCAGCUUCCCCGCUCUGAGCCCCGUGUUGGGGGCGUCUGGUCCUUUUGGUCAGAGGGGCGGCCCACUGGGAUGCACGGCCUGUGUGAAGGACUUGAGCAGUGCCCGCUUGCUGCCGCAGCCUCUGUUUCCCCCGCGGUCGGCAUUCUUCCCGCGGUCGGCGUUCCCGGGGGCCGCCAGCAGCGGGCUGGCUGCUAGGCAGGCGCUGAGGGUGGAGCUCGCACGUGCUGGAACAGGUUUCACAGCAUCACCGCGGCCUCCGUCCAGCUUGGUCAGGAGCGGCUUAAACUUUGGCAGAAGCGCUUCUUGGCACCACAGUGACCUCUUGCGGCGGGGCGGUGAGGAGAGGCUGAGUGCACAGCCCGACGGCGCACCGCGGGCCACGAGGUCCUCAGAGGGCAGCGGGUCGGCGUCCGCAUUCGCCGGCGAGGACCACAGUCCCGCUGUGCCCCAGGCCCCGGCAUCCGUGCUGCCCAACCAGGUGUCUGUGAUCACGAAGCAGGCGCGGUCAGGCCCCGCGCAGCCUUCCCGCCUGGAGCCCCCGGGGCCGGCCGGGAGCGAGCCCGCCUCAGCGAUCGCCGGCGACGCCCAGGCCGGCUGGGCGGCGUGUGGAGCGCAGCAUGGCGGAGAGAGGGGUGCCCCUGCGCAGAGCAGGGCCCGGAGCCCUGCCUCAGGAGCCCCCACCUCCUGGGGAAGAUUAGAUAGUGAUCCUCCAAGCGGUUCUUACCCCGUAGAAAAUUCCCAUCAUCCUACAGACUGUAAAUUCUCUUUCUCUCCUGAGAACAUCCUGGUCCCAAACCGAGAGGCCCUGACAGGCGGCGCGGUGCAACAAGAGGCUCAGAAGCGGAGCCCUGGUCUUCCAGCCCCAGAGGUGCACACGGCCAGCCUGGACGUGAACAGACGUCCAGCCCCGGAGCGGACGCUCUCCAGAGGUUUUCCUGCUGGAGAGGAAGUCAGGUGCCCUGGGGUGUCUCUGGCCUUUUCACAGGCCCCGCCUGCCCUGCAGCGUGGCCCAAAGGAACGCCUGCAGCUGGAGUCUGAGAGUCCUGGCGGUGCGCCUCCUGAAGGCCUGGGCACCGCCGAGAGUGCGUUUCCGCGAGCUGCCCCGUGCUGUUACAGCGGCAUCCGGGAGGCUGGCGGAGGCGACACUGAGGUGGAGGAGAGCGAGGCGCCCAGCGGCAGCGAGGGGGAGACCGAGCCUGACCCCGCCCCCGAGCCGGGCCCGCACAGCGCCCCCGGGGCCCCCAGGUGGGCCGUGGGGGCUGCAGAGGCUGGGCCUUCCGUCGAGGUGGGCUCCCUGACCUCAGCUCUGCAGGACUUCAACAUCAGCACGCUCUCUGAGACGGACAGGCUGUCCACCUCCGAGGUCGUCAUGUUUCUUGAAAGCUGUCAGCUGAGAGACUAUAGUUCAGCAGACUCCGUUUCAGAAUGUUCUAGCAAAGGAACCCUGAAUAGAGGAAUGAAUGAGGAAUUGAAGCACAGUGGACCAUCAGGAGAAGGGUAUGGAAGUCAGAUCUGUGAAGAGGAAGCGCUGGAGACUUCUGAAGAGUGGGUGGAGUCGGAGGAGGACGACUCUCCUUUGCGGGGUCAGCUCCCUCGCUGCUCCCUGGAGACACUAUCCGAGGUGCUCACCAGGCUCGGGCAGGAGCUGCAGGCCAGCCAGGAGGACAGCGGGGCAGAGGAGGCCACGGGGCUGCUGCUCUUCAGAGGGCCUGAGAGCGCGACGGCAGAGCACCUCCAGCAGCAGCUUCCGCCCCUGAACACGACCGCCGCCACCUCACCCGCGCCGACGGCCGGCCCGCACACGCAGGGCGGGUCCCCUGCACAUGCUGCACCUGGCCGCAAGAACACGCAGAGCACGCCUGAGGGCUGCGUGGGUGCGGUCGGGCCGCUGGGCAGUGGGGAGGAGGCCCCGUCAGAACCCACAGAGCCCUCGGUCCUGAGUGCUGACCCAGGAGCGGGUCCAGGAGAGGUGAGGCUUCAAUGUCAGAUCUCCACGGUGACCUCUGAGGUCAUCAACGUGCUCAUCAACAAGGAUCAGAACCUAGUCAUUGAGAAAGGGGACAACUGGACCAUCAUCAAUGGGGUGGCGCUCAUGCCGGAGGUGGGCCAGGUUAUCCUAUGUGAUGCCCCAGAGGACGCCCCGCUUUCCGCUGAUCCGGAAGAGCUGGCAGCUGGUUUCCUGUCGGUUCCUCCCGUAGAGAGAUCCCCAGAGGCUGGUUGCCCUGUCGUACCUCUUCAGGAGCCCCCGUGUGGCCGCAGUGUGGCUGGAACCCAGGAGGAGAUCUCAAGCAGUGGGCAGAGUGGUAACUUCGAUAAAAGUCGUUUGCGAAACAGACCCGUUAAACCCAGCGUGAGGAUCAGCUCUGAGAUAUAUGAUCAGAACUUUGAGUCGCAGACUGCUCCGUUUGAUCACACUUAUUAUAACUCGAAACUGGAGCCACUGGGCAAAAAUAAGAAUCGAUCAAAGGUUUCAAACAGAGAUCAGUCCAACAAGCCAGUCAAGACUCCAGCAUCGGGCCGAGUUGAAACCACUCAGCGUGAAGUCUCUCCUUCGUUUUCAGGGGAAAGAGGUCAGGGAAAACCCCAGAGAAGUCACACGCAAACCAUCCUGGCCACUGCCGACACAUCCACACCCGCAGACUGCUGUGUGGACACGCUGAGCAAGAUCCGGCAGGAGGUGGGGCCCCCGCUGCCCCCACUGCUGGCGCCCCUGAUCGCCACGCCACCACGGACAUCCAGGCCAGCAUCUCCCCUCAUCUCCAGCUCCAGCCCCUCCUCGCCCCUGUCCCCGCUCUGCCCGAUGUCCCCGUCAUCCGAGCCCCUGGCACCUCCUGUGACGUCCCCGCCUCCAGAGGAGCCAGGGCCCUGCUCUCCUCCGUGCGCCUCCCCGUCCCCGUCGUCCGCGCCGGCUGAGGACAGGGUCUUGUCGUCCCCCCUGCAGUUCUGUGCAGCAACCCCAAAACACGCCCUCCCAGUGCCUGGCCGCCUGCCCCCGCUCGCCGCCGCCCAUCCUGCGGUGGCAGCGCCCCCGGAGAACUCGGUGAAGAUCCUGGACACCAUGUACCCGGAGCUGUCCGCCCGGGCCCGCACCCUCAACAUCCUUAAAGGGAACAUCCAGCUCACGCGAGGCCCACCGGCCGACCGUAAGGGCCUGCCGGGGCCCGUGGGCACCAUCGCAGGCUUCCAAGCCAUUGCUUCCAGCUCCACCGCCUUCGUGAAGGCAGGGGGAAGCUCCAGCGGCGACGGCAAGCAGGACAAGGCAGGAGGCCUGGGGCCUCCGCAGGACGCAGCUGGGAAAAGGACGUUGUCUGCAAGCACUCUGCGGAGCGCCAAGAGGCUGCGCCUGGACAGCGGGUCCCCAGAGCCGGAGCCCACCCCGAAGGGUAUGGGCUGCAGCCCCCAGAGGGACGCCCCCCAGGCUGCAGCCCCGAACACAGAGGAAGAUAGGCGUCCUCUCCCAGAUUCGCAGUCGCCCCCCAACCCUGAAGAAACCACAGAGACCCCUGACAGAGUCAUCGCGGAGGCCCUGAGAAAGAUCAGGGAGGCAGCUUUUGACCUGUUACCUGUCAUCCGGAGUCACGUGUAUGUGGGAAACAUCUCCAAAAAGCCAGUCAUGCGAGACCAGGAGAAGGAAGUUGUCUACGAGUUCAGCACCACAAAAAAGCAUUUAGCAGAGAGCUUGCUUCACUGUAUCCUCUCAGAGCUGAAAAAUCAGAAGAUGUCCAUGGAGCACAGUUACAUCCACGCGCUCUGCAGGGUGUACGUGGGGAUCUGCCGGCAGCUGGGCGACCUGGAGAGGGCGCGCCUUUUCUGCUACGGCCUGCUCAAGGAAGAUUUCCCAGAGUCUGAGAAGCUGACCUUGUUCAUUGCAAACAUGUGGCGUGAUGUGUUUCUCUCUCAGUCUGUGAUUAACAAGGCGAUGCAGCUGGUCGCCAGGCAGCGCGCCAAGGGAGAAGUUCUGAACUGUUUGCGCGCCUUCCUCAAUUGGGAGAAGAAUGCGCCUGUAGAUGUUGGCUUCAUGGUUUCUAAGCUGCUUUUGACCAUACAGUUAUGUCCAAAAACAGAAUUUCAGCCCAGUGCCAGGUUUGGGGAAGAUCUGAGUGAUAGCACUUGGGAGUACGUAUGCGCCAUCGACCUGCUGUGCUGCCACCAGAAGUGGGUUUGGACGCACGACAACAUCAUCAGCAAGGAGCUGUGGCCUGUAAUGGAUAAGUGGAUAAAGUACAGAAAAGGACAUCCGAACAUCGCCUACACUCCUGAUAUCAUCAUAGCAUCAGUGCUGAGGCUCAUCGGUCGUUUAGGUCAAUUGGGUUUGAAGGAAGGGUUCCCGUCUGCAGUGAAGAACAUCAGUACGGUGAUUGGUAUGUUUAUCCAGCAUGCCCAGGAUGAAGAUAUCCCGUGGGGGGUCCAGCUGGCCGCUGUGUACGCCCUGUGCGACCUGAGCCCCAGCAACCCGGCGGAGAUCUCCAAGAUCCUGGAUGCCUGGCGCAGGGAGACGGCGCGCAGCGUCCCCGCCGCGGUGCUCGGUGCCAUGGACGAGGUGGGCGCGCUGUGCGCGGAGGGGCGAGGCUGA